Messenger RNA from Wyeomyia smithii (pitcher-plant mosquito), 1988 nucleotides. RefSeq lists its product as uncharacterized. The record is from RefSeq and is a predicted model, not a curated record. NCBI's taxonomy places the organism in Eukaryota, Metazoa, Arthropoda, Insecta, Diptera, Culicidae. Bases 726 to 1769 code for a protein of 347 amino acids. The transcript is spliced from 6 exons.
UUAUUUAUUAUAAAGUUGUUUUAUUUAUCAUUCUGUCCAUUUUUGCUCUCACCGGAGAGUCCAAUGCCUGCGCAAGUUGCUCUUGUAAUGCGUAACAGCUUUCCGAAACUCUUCUGCAGACUUGCAACGCGGGAGCCACACUUUCGUUCAACUUUGGAUAUUGGAGUGCGUGCGUUCAGUAUCCGUUGAGCAGUUGAGUAGUGCGGUGUUGGUGUUCCUAAGUUUAUCAUAUCCGGAAAAUGAUUGACUACGUCAUACUUCUCGAUCUCAUUUAGUUAACCCGGGCCUUUCACUCGCUAGGCGCUUGUGAAACAGUUAAUUACAUCGAGGGGACGAAACGCUUGAGCGACGUUGCCGUGAAUCACCUAAAUUAAGAUUUGAGAGUAGAAAAGAGUGCAGUUUAAAUGAACAAUUGUUCCGACUAAAAACAGGGGGAAGAGAAAACUUAAUUGUUCUGAACGUUUUAUUAGAUGUUUAGAUGUGAUAGAAAUAUCUGUUAGCUGACGGUUCAACAACACUGUGUUUCUUAUCGGAUAGGAAUAAUUUGAUCAGCUGAUGUUGAUUGGUAUAAAAGGAAUUGUUAGAUAAAUAGUGUAUUAAAGAAACAAUUUAAAAAAUAUAAAAGGAGUUACGUGCUGAUGGCUUAUUAGAUUCUGGGUCAUAAAAUCUAACCUAAUUAACUACAACCAAGAUACAUUUUGUAAAGGCUAAAAGUGAAUCACAAAAUGAGGCAAAAUGGUGUAGAGAGUGAUGACCCUCUAAAACGAAUACAGGAGGAAAUAAACGAAGUAGCAAGACGAGAACAGGAGCUUCGGCAAGGUCACCAUGGUACAGAUAGCCAUGAAUAUUGUUUGUCAUCCGCGAAUUCGGAUGAUUCCGGAUUGUCGCUAUCGCCUAGUCCUAUUCAUUCGCCAUCGGUGUCUAACUUAAAAGAUAAAAUCGAGGCAGUAAGUAACCAGCUAAUGACUACCAAUGGACACGACAACACACUGCUCAACGGAAAUCUUCAGCUCAUUUUACCCCAGUCCAAAGCGUUGACCCGAGCACGUUCCACGCCACAGCUUUUUCAAAUUUCUCCGAACCGGCGCUUCAAUCCGAACCCAAACCAGCGAGGCAUAAUGCAAAAAUUCAUCGCCUCUCGAGGCCGAUUGAAUAAACUAUCCUCGGUGCCCGCCAGUAACGUUAGCAGCAACAGUAUCAACAACAAUCACACUGCAAUAUUAGACCAACACGUGUCACCCAUAGAGCUUAACCGGCCGACAUAUAUUUUGCUUCCACCAACGGCUAUCUCUACACCACGAGUAAUUGAACGGGACUCUAACGGCAAGCCCAUUCGACGUGGAUACGUCCCAGUUGAGGAAAAAAUUCAAAAAGAGUUACUAGAUUUAAAGAAUAGAGAAAGCGAGCUUAAACGCUUUCGUAAGCAGAACCGUAUUGCAUCACAGUCCAACUUGUUGGAAUUAAGCUAUGAAAGUGAUUCUGGCGAGGAGCUAUCGGAUGAAGAGAUUGCGGAGAGAAAUACGUAUCCGUUGACCGAGAAGCUGAGAUCAACUAAGUCAAUUGGCGAACUCUGUGAAGCUCUCAACAAUUCUAGUCUAUCCCCAAGGGACACUCCGUCACCACAAUUUGACAAUCGCCAGCGAACUUCCGGUAUGCGUCCAGCUAUGUCUUUGGCUCAGCUCUGCGAUUUGAACCCUGAAGAUGCUCCUUCAUCACACAAGCUUAUUGCACAAUGGGAAAAUCUUAUUCAACAGAAGCUACAACGAUAAACUAGUACCAGUAGCAAUCUAUCUAAUUUAGGUUCGAAGGCAUAGAAAUUUAUGUGAAAUAUCCAUCAAAUAGAGAGCAACUCAAUUUGGCAGGAACAUAUAGUAAGCUGUAUAAUCAAACUGAGGAUAACACAAACAUGUAAUUAAAAAACUUGAUUUGCAACAAUUCUACAGCAGUUUAUCAAAUAUUACGAAUGUUUUCAAUUUAAUCACUAUGAA